This is a messenger RNA of Dendronephthya gigantea, 1780 nucleotides long. RefSeq names its product L-threonine ammonia-lyase-like. Gene Ontology annotation, molecular function: L-serine ammonia-lyase activity; threonine deaminase activity. Bases 378 to 1679 code for a protein of 433 amino acids. The transcript has 12 exons. NCBI's taxonomy places the organism in Eukaryota, Metazoa, Cnidaria, Anthozoa, Malacalcyonacea, Nephtheidae. Gene Ontology annotation, biological process: L-serine catabolic process; L-threonine catabolic process. The record is from RefSeq and is a predicted model, not a curated record.
AACGUAGUUAAUUGCUAACUAGUCUUCAAUUUUGGCAACUACAUUGAUGUAAAAUAUUUAGUGGUUUUGUUUUUUGUUACGUGGCACCUCGCGCGUGAAAUUUAUACCGGCUGAUGACUGUCAUAUCUUACAUGUAACGGGCUCUAGAAGUUCAAUAAGAAUCAUUUUAACGAUAAUAUCAAUUGUCAAAACCAUUUUGGUCGCAAGGAGAAGUUUUACCAAGAGUAUUUUAACAGCAGAAAGGCAAACCAAGAGGCAGUGUUUUUCUUCUUCCAGCUGGCCUGAAAUAUUGAGCUUCGGCGUUUGCUUAUUAAAUAUACAAGUAUGGUAAAUUGAGAGCUUGUGGAAAUAACGAAAUAGUAUAUUGAAAUUCAACAAUGGCAGAUAUGAAGAAUGGAGAAACAAAAAGUGCGGAUGUUGUUUCAAAUGAACCUAUCAGUGUAACAUUUGCCGAUGUAACAUCAGCUCCGUAUAGGAUCAGAGAUGGUGUUCCUCAAACUCCGUGCGAGCACUCAAAGAUGUCAGAACCACUUGGUAUGGAAGUUUUCUUCAAAAAAGAUUAUCUCUUGCACACAGGAAGUUUCAAGGAAAGAGGGGCAAGGAACACCUUGGUCAUGUUAUCAGAUAAACAAAAAGAGAAAGGUGUGAUAGCAGCAUCUGCAGGUAACCAUGCACUAGCUCUAUCAUACCAUGGUCAACAGCUUGAAAUCCCUGUUACUGUGGUUAUGCCUACAAAUGCACCAAUAAAUAAGAUUGCGUCCUGUCGGAAGUAUGGAGCGAAUGUUCAUGUACAAGGAUCAGAUCUGAUUGACUCUAAAGACAUAGCAUAUAAAAUGUGUCAAGCAAAUGGUCUGGAAUACAUCAAUGGAUAUGACCACCCUUCCAUUCUAGCUGGGGCUGGAACCAUGGGCCUAGAAAUAAUGGAGCAAGUCAAGAGUGUCGACGCUGUCAUAAUUCCCGUCGGAGGGGGUGGACUCAUCGCUGGGGUCGCCGUUGCUGUGAAGACGUUGAGCCCCAGCACCCUUGUCAUUGGCGUGGAGUCAGAGCGAUGUCCAAGCUUCACAGCAGCAAUUAAAGCUGGGAAACCAGUCAAGAUUGAUGUAAACCAGUCGAUGACCUUAGCUGAUGGUCUUUGUGUGUCUAAAGUUGGCGCGAAUGCAUUCCACACGGCCAAACCUUUGAUUGAUAAAAUGAUUACAGUCAGCGAGGAGUACAUAGCCCUUGCUGUGUUGAGAUUGGUGGAAGAGGAGAAGGCAACGAUUGAAGGCGCAGGUGCAACUGGUCUGGCAGCUUGUCUUGCUGGUUUGCUGCCAGAGUUAAAAGGCAAGAGAGUGGUGAUAGCCCUGUGUGGCGGGAAUAUUGAUUCUUCAGUACUGGGAAGAUGUUUGGAGCGUGGCCUGGCUGCAGACGGUAGACUGGUACGGUUUGUCGUAACUGUGAGUGAUAGACCUGGUGGCAUCGCGGAGUUGACGCAAUUGUUGGCUAACAUUGGUGCGAGCGUUAAAGACAUAUUCCAUGAACGAGCGUGGUUAACCUCUAGUAUAUUCAGCGUACAGGUCAAAGUCGUGGCUGAAGUACGUGAUCGUGACCAUGGCAAUGAACUUAAAGAGGCACUGUCAUCGAAAUACGGCAAGGCGUUCAUAUGGGGAGCUUUCUAUGCCAACCAGGCUCUCAGCUAAUUAGGAUAUAAACGAUUUUAUCGAUGCUAGGAUGUAUUAUUAUUAUUAUUAUUACUAGUAUUUUGGGGGUUGUGAAAUUUUUGACGUGAGCAAUAUUUAAU